Messenger RNA from Xyrauchen texanus (razorback sucker), 1544 nucleotides. RefSeq names its product dolichyldiphosphatase 1-like. Gene Ontology annotation, molecular function: dolichyldiphosphatase activity. NCBI's taxonomy places the organism in Eukaryota, Metazoa, Chordata, Actinopteri, Cypriniformes, Catostomidae. Gene Ontology annotation, biological process: lipid biosynthetic process; protein N-linked glycosylation. The record is from RefSeq and is a predicted model, not a curated record. The transcript has 8 exons. Bases 4 to 720 code for a protein of 238 amino acids. Gene Ontology annotation, cellular component: endoplasmic reticulum membrane; intracellular membrane-bounded organelle.
AAGAUGGCGUCGGAAGAGCAGUGCUCGGCACCACUUCGAUGGCGGUCGAUAUCCUUAACUCACGUAGAGUAUCCGGCUGGUGAUGUGACGGGACAGGUGCUGGCCUACAUGAGUUUGUUGCCCAUAGCGAUCCUCGUCGGCUUCGUCACUCUGAUCAUCUUCAAGAGAGAACUGCACACGAUCUCUUUUUUUGGGGGGUUGGUAAUGAACGAGGGGCUAAACUGGCUGCUGAAACACAUUGUACAGGAGCCGCGGCCAUGCGGGGGAGGUCACAGUUCACUCACGACAGAGUACGGGAUGCCCUCCAGUCACUCUCAGUUCAUCUGGUUUUUUGUUGUGUACUUUUUUCUUUUUCUUUAUUUAAGAAUGCAUCAGACGAACAAUGCCAGGUGUGUUGAAUUGUUAUGGCGGCAUAUACUGUCCAUCAUUCUACUGGGUGCGGCUCUCUCUGUUUCAUACAGCAGAGUCUACCUCCUGUACCACACCUGGAGUCAGGUUAUUUAUGGGGGUGUUGCCGGUAUGGUGAUGGGAGUGGUAUGGUUUUUUAUCACCCAGGAGGUGCUAACGCCACUCUUUCCCAAGAUAGCAGCCUGGCACAUCUCAGAGUUUUUCCUGGUGAGAGAUACAAGUCUCAUUCCAAACAUUCUGUGGUUUGAAUACACAGUAACCAGAUCAGAGGCCAGAAACAGACAACGAAAGCUGGGAACAAAGCUUCAGUGAUAUGCUGCGAAACCCAAGUGAAAACUGACGGAAAGGACCACGUACACACACACACACACACACACACACUCUCUCAAACACACUGGAGUUUUAUUGUCUGGACUGUUCUGGUUGAUUCGAAAGUGCAAAACGGUGUACUUAUGGACCAAAGGAGCGAGUUUGCAUUCCAGGUUAUCAUACGACCCGACUGUUUGUUGGCACGACAACAUGGCAUUCUCAUCCCCAUCCUUAGACUGCCCCUGUGAUCCUAAUGCAUGCGGACUGUGCUAGACACAAAAACUAUUUAAUGAGAAAUGUAAUAUUUUAUUCAUUAACGAUCACUGGGAAUAUCGUAAUAGUUUGAAUCUGAUGUGAACGGGGAAAAGGUUGAAAGAAAGAUUUACAAUGUGACAGAUCUAUCAGCAUGACGUGACUUUUAUAUAGAUGACACGUUGGAGCAGGGACGGGACACUUAAGGCUGGGAGGUAAUAAACGGGGGAUAAGUGGGGAUGGGGAAUGCACCAACAAAUGCGACAUUGAUAGCAGAAAACGGGUGGGUUUAAGAAAAUAGCUUUUGCUCAUUUGUAUAUUUUAAAAGAAGAUAAAUAUUCAUUAUUGGGUGAAUCUCACAAAAACAUGUCCAGGGCACAUUUCACCUCAAAAAUCGAGAAAUAAAAGAUAAAAUAUUCAUUUAAUUUGCAUAAACAAUUAUUCAUAAUUAUUUAUUUUUUUUGUGACAUUGUUAAAAAAAAUUUACCCAGAAAUCGAGAUAAAAAAAUGUACAAAGAUAUAUUUAUUUUGCAUAAAUCCAUUAUGAUUUUUUUGUGACAUUGUUUAUUUUUUUC